AUGUUAUCUCAAUCAUUUUUUCAUUUGUCAGAACAUAAGCAAUUGGUUUUAUCUUUAUUCAAACGUCUUUUAUUCUAUGCAAAGCGUCUUCCUGUUGAUUCUCAAGAAAUAUGUAUUCAUCUUAUUAAGGAUUAUUUUUCAACUAUGAAAACUAGUACGAAUUUAAAAAAAAACAUUGAUGGACUAAAAUAUGCUUAUAAAGCUGAACAAAUUCUUAAAGAAGCGGUGGUUUUAAAGAAUUCAGUACUAUUAAAAAAAUUGCAAAUGUAUUUAUCUGAAUAUAAAUCUGAACAAGUUAAAAAAAAAUUAUCCUUGAUAAAAUUAUCAAAAAGAAAAGACUAUUCUAGACUUUGUAUGAUUUUAACUAAACGUAUUCGUAGUUUUCAAAAUCUUCAAGAUCGUCUAACCAAACUUCAAGAUAUCUUAUUUCAUGCAAAACAUGAACAACAAUUUUAUAAAAGAUUAGGUAUAUCUGAACAAGGAUGGACAUCUGAACUUGAAACACAUAUUGGUGUAAUAAAUAUUCAACUAUCAUUACAAACUAUAAAAAAAAUGGUGUUGAAAGCUCAACUUAAGCGCUAA
Messenger RNA from Pneumocystis murina B123, 582 nucleotides. RefSeq lists its product as hypothetical. The transcript has 3 exons. The record is from RefSeq and is a predicted model, not a curated record. NCBI's taxonomy places the organism in Eukaryota, Fungi, Ascomycota, Pneumocystomycetes, Pneumocystales, Pneumocystaceae. The coding region runs from base 1 to 582 and encodes 193 amino acids.